AUGAAAUCUCUCAAUCACCGAUCUUUAUUCGUAUUAUUCAUUACAAGUAAAACACUUCAUGCCAUCCGGAUUGGCUCUAUUGCUAAUGCAACAUUUCACGCAUGGAAUUUCACUAAAAUCUAUCCGAUCUUGACAUGCAACGAAUGCACGUGCACUGCUUUGAUGUUAUCAGCUGCCGGAUGGAAUUGUAUGAUUAUGAACAAAACAUGUCAAUUAAUUUCGAAUUAUUCUUCAAAUGAUAUUGGAUUAAAGGACGCGAUUAAUACAACUUUCUCCUUCCAACAAUUUCCAUUCAAACAAGUUACAACACAGACUGCGAUAACGACACAAAGUCCUCUAGAAAGUUCUUGUUCCAGUGCUCGGUUCUAUGCAAAUAUUUGGACAUUCUGUACAUCAUAUUAUCACAGGUUCUCUCUGUACAAUAUAACACUCACAAUUAGACUUCUAACAGACAUGAACUAUAUCUGGUAUUUGGAUGAUGUAUCUCUACGAACUUCAACAUCAACAGAACUCAUAACUAAUGGAAAUUUUGAAGGUUCACCACCACUUUACAGAUGGUCAACAGGACAUCCCAGUUCCUGUUACGAUCAAUCUGGAUUAAGUAGCACUCAAUACCAUUCCUCCAAUAGAUCUUAUUAUGACGCUUGUAGAACUAAUAUAACUUGGAUCUCCCAAUCAUUAUAUACUUCUACUUUUUACGAUUAUUAUAAUGUCAGUUUUUGGAUUUAUCUUGAUCAUAUCACUUCAUCUGGAAAUUUAUCGAACGUUGGAGUGAGCUGGAAUCUUGUCUGA
Messenger RNA from Adineta ricciae, 792 nucleotides. NCBI's taxonomy places the organism in Eukaryota, Metazoa, Rotifera, Eurotatoria, Adinetida, Adinetidae. The record is from the annotation of a GenBank genome assembly.